CAGCAUCGGAAAGCAUAUGGAUCAGAACCAAAAGAGUUUCACAAACUCCCUGUUCAGAUGGCCUUAGCUGGAUUGCUUGGUUUUGGAAUGGUAGAUGUUGCAUAUGCCGAUAGUGAUGAGGGUAGCUCCCAACAUUUUAUUGAUGUGGGACACUUAACACUCUCCUCAAGAUGAUAUCCAUCACGAAAUCGAAUUCUAACUAGGAUCAAUAUCAUAUUCAAUAUGAACACUCAUGGCUCUGGGGCUCUGAUACCAUGUUAAGAAUAACAAGAGAUCUGUGAUUCAAUCUCAAAACCAAUUGGCAAUGAGAGGAGUUGCCCGUGAUCCUUAUAAAUAGAGGAGCUCCCAACAUUUUAUCCAUGUGGGACACUUAACAGAACUCUUUGAUCUGUAGUCUAAGGUCACCAUGUUAAGUCACAAGCUUUCAGUUGGCUACCACUAAGAUUAUGUCUGGAAAUCUCAUGAUCAAAGAUCCAGAGGAUGAAAAGUUAUACUUACUAUGUUCGCUUGAAAUUUAUGAAUAAUUUUUGGAGCAAAUACAAGCAGAGAUUGGGUUUUGAUUGUUCCACCCAACCCUACAUGCGCAUAAUUCUUGCCAAACUUGCAGUUGCUAAAACUCCCCCACAGCCCGAAUCUGCACCUGAAACUGGGAAAAUUCCUCAUUCUGAAUCUAAUCAGAAUCUGGAUGAAAUAGCAAGAAGAGAGAAGGCACGGUUAGAAGAAAUACUUAGGAGCAAAGGGGGCCAAACUGGUUUUUAUCCUCGUUUUAUAGUUUCUGUGAAGGGCCAAAAGGUGAGAAUCAGAUUUCAAGUUCCUGCUGCUUGUGAAAUUCCGCUUCUAAUAACAAACCUUGUUUCACGCCUUGGGGUUAAACCUGAAGACAGUAGUGUUGGAUCCGACAUGAUAUUGCGAGCUUGGGACAGUGGAGUUGCUUGGCAAUUGACACUCACUCGCCCAAAAACUCAAAAUAAAAUAAGUUCCCUCCAACUUCAACCAGAGGACAACAAUGUGAACAAUGGGGAGUUGUGCAUUCUCCUGUUUCGACCACUCAUUAGCUCUGAUAAAACAGAAAUUGAGUUCAUGAAGCAAGGGAGUUUCACUUUUGAGGAGCUUGAUGCGCUGGCAACUGUCUUACAAAUUUCUGGGCAAUCGAGGAGCUUAGAAACUAAGCCAAGGGGAGAUACUACUCGACUCCCGACAAUCAACAAAACAAUAUCUAGUUUGGAGGGAAUGGGUGUUCGAGUUUAUGGGCUCGAACUACAAAGUGCCAAACAUGGAAAAGUGGAUAUAUCAUGGGAUAAUAUUGCUGGUUAUGACAAUCAAAAGAGGGAAAUAGAAGAUACCAUAUUGUUUGCUCUAAAGAGUCCUGACGUGUACGACGAUAUUGCUCGUGGCACGCGAUGCAAGUUUGAGUCAAACAGACCACGUGCAGUGCUUUUUGAAGGCCCACCCGGUACAGGGAAGACAUCUUGUGCUCGUGUAAUUGCCACUCAGGCAGGUGUCCCACUGUUAUAUGUGCCAUUGGAGAUUAUAAUGUCUAAAUACUAUGGUGAAAGUGAGCGUUUGUUGGGGAAGGUGUUUUCACUAGCUAAUGAUAUUCCAGAUGGCGCAAUAAUUUUUCUAGACGAGGUUGAUUCUGUUGCUACUGCACGUGAUACUGACACACAUGAAGCAACACGCAGGGUUCUUUCUGUUUUAUUACGACAGAUUGAUGGGUUCGAGCAAGAGAAGAAAGUAGUGGUUGUUGCUGCAACCAACAGAAAACAGGACCUGGAUCCUGCUUUACUUAGCCGAUUUGAUUCUAUGAUCAUCUUUGGCCUGCCGGAUCAUCAGACACGUGAAGCAAUAAUAGCUCAGUAUGCAAAACAGUUGACAAAAUCUGAUAUAGCUGAACUUGCCACUGCUACUGAAGGAUUGUCCGGCCGCGACAUAAGAGAUGUCUGUCAACAAGCGGAAAGGCGUUGGGCAUCAAAGAUCAUUCGUGGACGAGAACAGAACAAAGAAGAAGAGAGCUUGUUUCCUCCCCUUGUGGAAUACAGUGAAAGCGCACAUAAAAGGAGAAUGGCCAUUAUCGAUUUUUCCAACCACCGGCGAAGCCCCAACCCUCUUUCAAAGAAGCCUCAGUUCGACUUUCUUUAAAAUUUCAGUGUGAACUAUUUAUAGGAUUUACCCUUACAGAGAACAAGCAGUCAUCCGUAAUAAUGAGACGAUUAGGCAUACAUAAGUAUAUUAUUGGAUAGAAUAUCCCAUGAAUAUGCCACUCUCCUUAGUGGCUAUGCUUAUUGUUUUAUCAAUGGAGAAAUGAAAAGUAGUUCGACACA
Molecule: messenger RNA, 2321 nt
Organism: Andrographis paniculata
Lineage: Eukaryota; Viridiplantae; Streptophyta; Magnoliopsida; Lamiales; Acanthaceae
Exons: 15
Coding region: 481-2139 (552 amino acids)
Biological process (GO): proteasome-mediated ubiquitin-dependent protein catabolic process
Cellular component (GO): proteasome regulatory particle, base subcomplex
Molecular function (GO): ATP binding; ATP hydrolysis activity; proteasome-activating activity
Source: RefSeq, a predicted model, not a curated record